This is a messenger RNA of Plectropomus leopardus (leopard coralgrouper), 2412 nucleotides long. RefSeq names its product THUMP domain containing 2 (gene thumpd2). The record is from RefSeq and is a predicted model, not a curated record. Gene Ontology annotation, biological process: tRNA methylation. NCBI's taxonomy places the organism in Eukaryota, Metazoa, Chordata, Actinopteri, Perciformes, Serranidae. Gene Ontology annotation, molecular function: RNA binding; tRNA (guanine) methyltransferase activity.
UCGUAUCCGAAUAGAAGGCAUGGCGAAACUCUACAAGCUAAAAAUGAGCUUUUGUUGACGCAGGACACGUUAUACAACACAAUGGCUACACCGAGAAGUGAUGGGAGUUUAGUCCGGUACUACUGCACCGCCGGUAACGGGAUGGAGGUUUUUUUAAUGGACGAGGUGAAGAGGAAACUGGCAGCUGAAGAUGUGUGUCAGCUGCCAGGUAAAGUGUUGUUCAGCUCCUCUGUGGGGAUCGACAGAGUCAGUGAGCUGAAGGCUGCAGAGAGACUUUUCCUCCUGUUGAAACAAGACUCACCUGUGCGGCUGUCUGCCCACACCAGCCCAGCAAAAGCGUCCUCUGUGCUGCAGUCCAGACUGCUGGGUGACAGGAAUCAGUGGAGCAGUGCUGUAAUGACGUGGAGCCGCCUGCAGGGGGAGCUGGCAGGCAGAGGGACCACUGCCAAACCACCAACCACUGCCCUGGGAGGGACAAGGAAGAGGAAGGAGGGGAGAGGGAGCGAGGAGCCUCAGAGUGAGACAGCAGCACAGAGAGGGGAAACAACCAGCAGAGAAACCUGUGGAGCUGAAGCUGAGAUACUGGAGAAAAAGAGACAGAGGGACGAUGAAGAAAGUGAGUCUAAUAUUGACCAAAAUGCAGAGAAAGAGAGGACAUCUGAGAGAGAAACAAAGAGACAGUACAAGGAGGAGGAUGAAGAGAGGAGGAGGAGGAUGGAGUUCAGUAGCAGUGAACAAAAUGGGAAAAAAGAAAUCACAUCAGAAACAGAUUUGUGUGGAUCAGUUUGUGUCCACGCAACAUCAGGACCAGGACACAAUGUGGAGAGAAGCUGCAGGAAGACGGAUGACAUGGCAAAGGACUUCACUGUGGAAAAUGUGACGACUACUGGAGGAAGAGAUGACACACUCCUGCACCCCAGCAGGACCAAACCAGAGCCGUCUUCUCCCGUCCCGGUCUCUUUUAGGAUCAACUGCAAGUGCACCGGAUCUCUGUCCAGAUUCUUCAGCACACAGGAGGUGAGCAGAGUGAUUGGAGUCGGUCUGAGCAGACUGCUGUGCUGGAAGGCCGACCUGAAGAAUCCUCAGCUGGAGGUAAAUGUUUAUUUGAGUGAUGACCACUGCCUGCUGGGAAUUCCACUAACCAGGUCACCUCUGGCUAACCGGAGCUACAUUAAAAGCACAGGACUGAGGUCCACUGUAGCCUGGGCGAUGACCUCGCUGGCUCAGAUACAGCCAGGCUUCUGUGUGGUCGACCCAAUGUGUGGAGUUGGAACCGUCCUAAUAGAAGCAGCGCAGGAACACGAGGCUGCAUGUUUCCUGGGUGUGGACAUCGAUGAUGCUCAGCUGCAGAAGGCCAGUGAGAACGUAGAGUUUGCAGAGCUGGGAAACACGAUACACCUGCUCAAAGCUUCAUCUAUGACGCUGCCUCUGCCCAGCGCCAGUGUCGACGCUGUAGUCUGCGACCUGCCAUUUGGCAGGAAGUUUGGCACCAAAACAAACAUGGCUGCCAACCUGCCACUCAUCCUCGCAGAGAUGGAGAGAGUCCUCUGUGUCGGCGGCUCCCUGGUUCUCCUUCUGAGUCCUCAGUUGUCCUGUCUUCUGAAAAAACUCCUGGCCCAGAAAGACACUGGACAAAUGUCUAGGCAGCAAAGAAAGCCUCAAACUGGGGUACAAGACUGCUCACUUCCCUCUCAAUCAUCCACAAAGCAGCAAACAUCCCAAAUCCACCACGAGGUCAUCUCCCGACCUGCCUCUGAAACAGACGCUCAGUCUGCGCUGGAAAACAGUCAGCGUCCCUCUGUCUCCGCCCUGAAGCACGAGGCAACUUUUCGAGUCAGCUUGGGUGCGAUAGAUGGACUUAUUCAUAAAUAUGUCAAGACGGACACUUAAUCAGUGUCGGUGAAAGUUACACUUUAAGUAUUUAGUUUUGUUGAAAUCCACACUGUAUUAGAACUAUUUUGUUUCCAUACUGUUUUAUAAUUGCAAAUUAAUUGAACAAAUACAUACAUUUAUUUUGAAAUACAGGUGAAGUUUGAGUUUUGUGAGCUUUGACAGCUGCGUGAGCUGUGUAUUACAAAUAUUGAUAUUCCAGAGGUAAAUCCAUUUUGCUAUCCUGCAUGCAAUUAACAUUCAAAUCAUCUUCACUGAAUCUGAAAGAACCUGACUCCUGCAGGUCUUGGAGUCUCUUACGUCUUUUCCACCACAUCAGCCCUUGUUCUUGAACUGGUUCCAUUCAGAAAUCUUGAAACCUUCAUGCUUUCUAGUGAACCAGCCCAACUUCCCACCUGUUUUGCACAGAUAUAUUGUAAUCAAGGAUGUGUCAUCAUGGUGCGUUGUACAAUGCACCACUUAAAAAACAGUAUUAGCAAGGUGGCAAAUUAACUGCAAACUAUUGUUCUGUGUUUACAGAUA